Messenger RNA from Lolium perenne, 1137 nucleotides. NCBI's taxonomy places the organism in Eukaryota, Viridiplantae, Streptophyta, Magnoliopsida, Poales, Poaceae. The record is from RefSeq and is a predicted model, not a curated record.
GACAUGGCUUCACCUUCACACAAGAAGACAUCGUCUUCCAGGAGGGAUCGGAUCAGCGGCCUCCCAGACAACAUACUUGGCCACGUCCUCUCCUUCCUGCCAAACAAGGAGGCUGCACGCGCGGCCUUGCUGGCCCGCCGGUGGCGCCACGCCUUCGGCAGUGUCCACACGAUCUCGUUCGAGGAGGAAGAGGGGGAGAGGGAAGACGACUGGAUCACCUUUUACUACGAAUCCGAAGAGAGGAAAAGCUGCAGCAAAGGAAUCCUGGAUGGCAUAGGCGCAGCACUCUUGUGCCGCCGCCGGUGUGCUGGAGCCCUCCAGGUGCCGGUGCGCAGCUUCCACUUUGCCUUCGAUAGCUGGCACUGGUGGGACAAGGUCGCGAUCGACCAGUGGCUCGCCUACGUCCUGCCCCGUAGGGACUGUAACAGCCACCCGGGGCUCCACCUCGACCUACGCUUCCACAUCAGCUCGGUCUGUGCACUCAAUGAAAGGAAGAGAGAUGCUGGCAGCGAUUCCGACGACGACGGUCACGGCAAUAGGUGGAGGUAUCUCCUUCCAGAGAGGCUUUUUUCAUGCACUGCCCUACGGACACUGUGCAUCACCUAUUGCCGGUUGAAGCUACCUAAGAUAAAUGCCAUCGAUCUGCCUUUCCUCGACACAAUGCGCCUCACGGCCCUCGGCGACUCUGGGAGAAGCAUCCAGAGGCUGAUCUCGAGCUGUCCCCGUCUAGUUGACCUGACCCUUGAAGCCCUCUGGAACCUCAAAAGGGUCUCUGUUCUCGACAAAAGGCUCCUCCGACUCGCCAUACACUGCUGUCACAACUUAAAGUCUGUUGACAUUGACGCAUCAGAGCUGAGGUCGCUGGACUAUAGUGGUAGGGAGCCAGCGGAGUCAUUCCUGACUUUGCAUGGCUCACCGGCGACUACCACUUCGUGCACCAUCAGUCUAUGCAAAGCCCUCUCCAAGGAGGCAGAAUUUUCCAAGCUCACGAGUUUUCUUGAGGAAAUUUCUAAAGCAAAGCACCUGCAUCUGCACCAUGAGAGCUUUGAGAACAGGUUCUUCGACGUGGGGUUUCCUCUUUUCCCUAGCCUGACACGGCUCACACUGCAAGCUGGAUGUUCAGAAUGCUUUUCUUAA